Messenger RNA from Heterobasidion irregulare TC 32-1, 4349 nucleotides. RefSeq lists its product as uncharacterized. Gene Ontology annotation, molecular function: protein serine/threonine kinase activity; ATP binding; tau-protein kinase activity. NCBI's taxonomy places the organism in Eukaryota, Fungi, Basidiomycota, Agaricomycetes, Russulales, Bondarzewiaceae. The record is from RefSeq and is a predicted model, not a curated record. Gene Ontology annotation, cellular component: cytoplasm. The transcript has 5 exons. Bases 1 to 3762 code for a protein of 1253 amino acids. Gene Ontology annotation, biological process: microtubule cytoskeleton organization; intracellular signal transduction; protein phosphorylation.
AUGCGCACGCAGCCCCCCCGCACCGACGACCGCGCCGCCCGCCGCGCGUCGGCCACACCGCCGUCGGGCGCGGGCGACCCCGCGCGCGCGCGCACGACCCACAGGACGCUGGGCGAGUACACGCUGAGUAAGACGCUGGGCGCGGGGAGCAUGGGCAAGGUGAAGCUCGCGCACCACAGCCAGACGGGCGAGAAGCUCGCGGUCAAAAUCCUGUCCCGGGCACAGCCCCUCCCGCCGAGCCAGGCGCACCCCAACUCGGAGGCCGCCAUCAAGCAGGCCGCGCGCGACCAUUCCAAGGAGGUCCGCACCAUCCGCGAGGCCGCGCUGUCCCAGCUGCUCUACCACCCGUACAUCUGCGGCAUGCGCGAGAUGAUCAUCCACCAGCACCAUUACUAUAUGGUGUUUGAAUACAUCAACGGCGGGCAGAUGCUCGACUAUAUCAUCAGCCACGGGAAGCUGCGCGAGCGCGUCGCGCGCAAGUUUGCACGCCAGAUCGGGAGCGCGCUCGAGUACUGCCAUCGGAACAACGUUGUCCACCGAGAUCUCAAGAUCGAGAACAUCCUGAUCUCCCAGACGGGGAAUAUCAAAAUCAUCGACUUUGGCUUGUCGAACCUGUACGACCCCGCGUCGCACCUGUCCACCUUCUGCGGCUCGCUCUACUUUGCCGCGCCGGAGCUGCUCAACGCGCGCGUGUACACCGGCCCGGAGGUCGACGUCUGGAGCUUCGGCGUCGUGCUCUACGUCCUCGUUUGCGGCAAGGUCCCGUUCGACGACCAGAGCAUGCCCGCGCUCCACGCGAAAAUUAAGCGCGGGCUCGUCGAGUACCCCGUUUGGCUUAGCGCAGAGUGCAAACAGGUGCUCGCGCGCAUGCUCGUCACGAACCCCGCCGCCCGCGCGCCGCUGCCCGAGGUGCUCGCGCACCCGUGGAUGGUGCGCGGCUUCGGCGGCGCGCCCGACGCGCACCUGCUGCGCCGCGAGCCGCUGCGCGCGGACGAGCUCGACCCGCGCGUCAUCCUCGGCAUGGCGGGCUUCGAGUUCGGCACGGAGGCCGAGAUCGAGCGCCGGCUGCGCGAGAUCCUCGAGUCCGAGGCGUACCUCCGCGCGCUGCAGCACUGGGAGCGCAGGCGCGACGGCCGCAACGGCCGCCACUGGGGCGAGUCGCUCUCCAACUCGUCGCUCGCGCUCUCGUGGGAGGGCCAGCACAACAACAACGGCAUCGGCAGCGGCGGAGGGGGGGCAGGGGGGAAGCACGACCCGCCGAUGUCCCCGACGAGCAAGAAGAACAAGCGUUUCUCCGGGUUCGACUUUUAUCGCCGCAAGCUCUUCUCGCCGACGUCGUCCCCGCCACAGACGCCCUUCGCGCAGUCGCCCUCCAACUCGCAGUCGCACCUCUCGCACGCGUCGCUCGCCGACGCGCGCGAGCCCCCCGACCCCACGCGCGGCUUCCACCCGCUGCUCUCCAUAUACUACCUCGCACGCGAGAAGCUCGAGCGCGACCAGGUCUACGGCCCCGGACACUUCGCCAGCUCGCAGCUGUCCCUCCAGGCCCUCGCCGGCCCGGGCGCCACGGCUCCAGACGACAACGCGCAGGGCCCCGCGACGCCCGUGCCCGUGCCCGUGCCCGCGUCCGCGUCGAAGCCCGCGAUACAGGUCACCGCUCCGCGCAGAGACCCGCAGCAGAACCAGCAGCUCCCGCUCCCGCCCGCGCGCGCGGACUACGCGAUGCAGCUCCCCCGUCUCCCGGCGCCCGCGACCUCGCACUACUCGGGCAUGUCGUACGACCUCGCGCCCGUCACGCCCUCGCCGACCGCCGCGACCUUCCACCACCAGCCGCGCGCGCGCGACCCGGGGCUGCCUAGCACCGGCGGAGCGCUGUCCCCGACGAUGCAGAGCCACCAGGGCCACGUGGCGCCGCCGCCGCCGCCCGCUGCGCACGCGCGCGAGGACCUCGCGCCUGGCGGUGCGCCCAGUGCGCCCGGGUCGCCUGCGAAGCCGACGAUGCCGCGCGCGCCGCCGGCGUCGACGCAUCGCAGGAGCCAUAGCUUGAGCCAGCGCCCGACGAUCGCGCGCGGGUGGGCGGGCAUGUUUGGCGGCGCGGGCGGGGUCGGGCACGGGGGUGGGAUCGGUGAGCACGGGGAGUUGGCGAACGGGCGCGAGGCGCCGCAUACGGCGGGUCCGGAGCUCAUGACGUUUGCGGAGAAGAUCGAGGAGGCGGAGCAGCAGCAGCAGCAGGAAGAAGAAGAAGCAGAGCGCCGGCAGCGCCAGCGCACGCCGCCGCCGCAGCCCGAUAUCUCGUUCUCGCCGGCGACGCCGCCGAUGUCCGCGGGCGCGACGCUCGCGCGCAAGUUUGGGAGCUUGCUUGGGGGCGGCAGCGGGCGGGGCGAGGAGGGGCGGAGGCAUCCGGCGAGGCGCACGAGUAUUCUUGGUGGGUUUUCGUCGCCGAGGCCGUCUGGGGAGGGGGAGCGCCGGGAGGGCGACGUGCAUGGGCUGGCGGCGAGCGAGGGCGAGAAGCCGAAGGAGGACGCGGAGCCGCGGAAGAACGCGGGCACGGCGUCGGCGGCGGGGAUCUCGCACAGCCAGACGAUGCCGGCGCACCACCGCCGCGCGGCGACGAUCCUCGACCCGCAGGCGCGUAACCUGCGGCACGAGCGUCGGAGUAGCAUGGGCGCGGCGCUGCUGUCGAGCGCCGGGGGCACGAUUGGGCGGCAUCGGCGGCCGUCGACGGGGAAUAGCAUGGCGGGGGGGCGGCCGGUGAUGGAUCGGCGGUUUGGGAGGACGGACGAGGAGGAGGGUCCGGAUGAUGAGGAGGAGGAGGGGGAUGAGGGGGAUGAGCAGAGGGGGGGCGGGCGUGGGCGGGGUGGUGAGGGUGGAGAGGGGCGUGAGGGGCGGGAUCAGGAGGACGAGCGGAAUGGGGCGGAUAAGGAUUUCAAGCCGCUCUUCUUGAAGGGUUUGUUCAGCGUCGCGACGACGUCGACAAAGUCGCCGUCCGCGAUCAAGACGGACAUUCGGCGCGUGCUGGACCGCAUGCAGGUGCAGUACCGCGAGACCAAGACCGGGUUCGACUGCAUCCACAUGCCGUCGAUCGACCUCACGUCCGUGCAGCAUCCGCCCCCGCCGCCGAGCGCGAGCGCGACGCCGACGCCGACGGUGCGCACGGGCCGGCACCGCAAGGAGGGCUCGACGGGCUCGAACGACUCGGGCGCGCGCACGGUCGCGAGGAAGACGUCGAAGCUGUCGUUCAGCAUGGGCCGUAAGGAGCGCGAGAACGGGAACGGGGGCGGGGCGGGGACCGUGAAGGAGAAGGAGCUGCCCAGCCGCCCGUCGGGUGGUACCGUCUUUGCGGCGACGCCCAGCAGCGGGUCGUCGUCCUUCUUUAACGUGUCGAACUCGAAUACCGUCACGGGCGAGGAGAAGCGCCAGCAGCAGUGGCAGCAAGGCGGCGACGCGGCGGUGCCGGCGGCGAACCAGCCUGAAGACCCGCCGCGGACGCCGUCGCCGCCCAAGGGCAAGAAUUUGCCGCCGAUACCGCGCGACUUUGCUGCGACGCCGCAGCCGGGGCGCGUGUCGCCUCUCCCGACCGGGGAGAUCGACCGCGAUGUCUUCGAGAGCAUCGGCCAGAAUACGCUGUCCGUGAGGUUCGAGAUCAAUAUCGUCAAGGUGCCUUGGUUGCCGUUGCACGGGAUCCAGUUCCGCAGGGCGAGCGGCGACGGAUGGCAGUACCAGAUGCUGGCGCGGAGAGUGCUGACCGAGUUGAAGCUCUGAUGGCGGCCUCGUCGCGUUUUGUGUGCGCGGAUGGCGCGCGCGGUUGCUCCCCCACUCCUUUCGAUCCCCCCUUUCUCCGCCACCGUCCGCUCCUUGCCCUCUUUUCUGCUGACCCGCUAUCACGUACGUGCUCACGACAGACAUACCAACCAUAGGAUCCCUACUACUGUUUUUCUUCUAGUAUGCAAUGUGUAUAUGUUCUUUUUUUUUUUUUUGUCGUCUCCCCCUUUCGUCGUCUGGUCUGGUCAGCGUCUAACGUUCCUCCCCCUCCCUCUCCUUUUUUUUUUCGUCCGGUUGGUUGCUGCUUAUAUAAACCUCGUCCACCGGCCUCGCGCCGUCUUUCAUCUCACGCCCGUCUGCCUCAUCUAUUAGACUGCCCACUUUCCUUACCCCCCUCUUGCUCUUCCCCCCCCCCUUCGCCGUGCAUGUGUUGCUCGGUGCUGCUGCUUCUGCGUAUCAUGCGUACACGUACACAUACACGGCUCUCUCCGGCAAAAGUCACGAGAAGCCUGUAUGAAUCGACUGAUUGGUGCUUUUUUGUCUUGGUCGCUGUUAAUAGCUGGGUAUAAAAUCUAAGUUAUGUCUGG